Molecule: messenger RNA, 2237 nt
Organism: Xenia sp. Carnegie-2017
Lineage: Eukaryota; Metazoa; Cnidaria; Anthozoa; Malacalcyonacea; Xeniidae
Product: tripeptidyl-peptidase 1-like
Exons: 1
Coding region: 49-1785 (578 amino acids)
Biological process (GO): proteolysis; central nervous system development
Molecular function (GO): serine-type endopeptidase activity; tripeptidyl-peptidase activity
Source: RefSeq, a predicted model, not a curated record
UGUUUGAUAGAUAAAUUGCGAGAAUUAUCGGCUGCUGAAGGUCAAACAAUGCGAUUGAGUAAAAUAUUCUAUGUAUUACCAUCAUUGCUAUCAGCAAUAUGUGCGUUGUCGUACUAUUCAAAUGACGAACGCGUUUAUUUAGAAAGUGAUCACGAUGUUGAUCAAUGGAAAGCGGCAGGUUGGCAGCAGAUGCAGCGCGUUCACUUUCUCGAGCCAAUUUUUCUUGCGUUUGCCGUUCGACAACAAAACAUUGCUAGACUGGAAGAGAUAUUUUGGAGUGUCUCUAACCCAAAGUCGAAAUCUUAUGGGCGGUACUUGAAUUUCGAAGCUGUGAACGAGUUGGUUAAACCGUCGAAAGAGUCUUUACGUAUUGUGAAAGAGUGGUUGAGUUUUGGUGGUGUUGAAACUCGGAGCUGUAAUUGGACCUGGAACUCAGAUUAUGUCAUUUGCAAGGUGACGGCAUUCGUUGCUGAAGUUUUGCUAAAGGGAGUAAAGUUUUAUCACUUUCAUCAUGAAAAGGCCAACCUCACUGUUGUUCGUUCCAGUGCACAUUACACCGUUCCAAAGGAAAUUUCAAAGCACUUGGAUUUCAUAGGUGGCACAUUGCGAUUUCCUGCGUUGAAUUUCGUGUCAAGCAAAGCCCACAACAGAUCUAAGACUUCUAAGUUCGACCUACGUUUCCACAUCGGCGUGUAUCCUUCGGUGUUGAGAAAAAGAUACAAUGUAUCCGAUACAGUUGGCAAACACCACAAGAACAGUCAAGCUGUAGCGCAGUUCUUGGGACAGCACUACAACUCCAUUGAUCUAGAGGAAUUCUUUACCAUUUUUGGACGUAGCUUUUAUCACCUCUCCAGUGUCACGAAAGUCGUUGGUCCGAAUAGCGGAAGGUCUGGACUUGAGGCUAGCCUUGAUGUGCAAUACAUCAUGAGUUUGGGCGCGAACAUCUCCACUUGGUUUUGGAGCACGGCUGGAAGACAUGAAAAACAAGAGCCGUUCCUCAAUUGGAUCAUCGCUGUGGGGAACACGACGGAUGUUCCAAAUAUUUUCAGUGUAAGCUACGGUGACAACGAAGACUCCUUGUCCAUCAACUAUAUGCAACGCAUUAAUGUUGAAUUUAUGAAAGCAGGAGCACGUGGAAUCACCAUGUUGUUUGCAAGUGGAGAUAGUGGUGCAGGUUGCCAUGAGAAGAUGUUUCGUCCCAACUUUCCUUGCUCCAGUCCUUAUGUUACAGCGGUCGGUGGGACGGCUUUCAACGAUCCUUUUGGGAUCGACGGUGAAUAUGGGUAUGAUAUCAGUGGUGGAGGCUUCAGUAAUGUGUUCAAGCAACCCAGUUAUCAAACAUCAGCGGUAAACACCUACCUGAAUAACUCUCCAAAACUACCAAUUGAAAGCAGGUAUGACCGUACAGGUCGCGCCUACCCUGACAUAUCAGCCGUGUGCAACCACUUUUGGAUCGUGAAUAAUCUGAUUCCAAUUCCUGGGAUAAUGGGCACGUCUGCUUCAACUCCUACCGUCGCUGGAAUAAUUGCUCUCAUAAACGACAUUCGUUUGCAGAAUGAUGAACCACCGAUGGGAUUUUUGAACCCUUUCCUUUAUUCUAAUUUGAAAUCUUUAUACGAUCCAACGACGGGAUACAAUGACGGUUGUGGCGAGCCGGACAGAGGAUUUUACGCUUUUGAAGGUUGGGAUCCAGUGACCGGCUGCGGUACUCCUAAUUAUCCUGCGCUUGCUAAGGCUGCCAUGGAAGCUGUCAGUGAUCACGUGACAGAUGCAUUGAAAGUUUAGGUGUUCCAAAAGUAUAUGUCAAUUGAAUGUGUCGUAAUAAGUUUGUGGUAAUGAAAUAGUUCCAUUAGCAGAUGUUCAUUGUUUAAAUAUAAUCACUAUGAUGAUAAAUCUUAUGAAUUUUUAGCAUGCAAAGUGCAGAUAAUUUAAAAGUACUACAGCUUAACAAAGAAUAUCCAGAUGACUAUGUGUGUAAGGGUUUCUUUUAAGACAAACUAUGAAUGAAAACUGUGUGCAUAUGGGUACAUUUCAAGAGACACCAACAGUGACAACUAUAUGUGCAUAUGGGUACAUUGUACACAAACAAUAAAUGCAAACUAUGCGAUACAUUUUAAGACAACCCCUCAAUGAAAACUACUGUUUCCUAAAGCUAACUAAUCAAUAAGAAAAUGUUGUAUGGAUGUAUUGAUGUAAUUGCAUGUUGAAUAAAGUUAAAUUUCUUGGGAAGAUAUAAA